GAUUCUCAAGUGCACAUGCAGGCGAAGAGCAGAAGAAGGCCGACCGACAGCGAAGAAGGCGGAGGGCGAGGCAGGCUGUGGCAGGCGACGAGGGUGGAGGGGACGAUUAGGCCAAGAAGCAAUGGCUGAGCGACGAGCAGGCGCAGUUCCUGUAGAUGAGCUCCAGGAAGGAGCAUAAGCUGGAGACGCCGCGCAAGGUGCAGCUCGCCACGGAGCUGGGACUGGACACCAAGCAGGUCGCCGUGUGGUUCCAGAACCGCCGCGCCCACUACAAGAGCAAGCUCAUCGAGGAGGAGUUCUCCAAGCUCCGGGCCGCCCACGACGCCGUCGUCGUCCGCAACUGCCACCUCGAGGCCGAGGUAUACAGUGCAACCUCUGAAAAAGUUCAGCUCUUUCCUCUUCACUUCACUUAACCUCCUCCUGUUCAGCUCUGCAG
Hordeum vulgare subsp. vulgare (domesticated barley) is the source of this 436-nucleotide messenger RNA. Its product is annotated as homeobox-leucine zipper protein HOX12-like. The transcript has a single exon. The coding region runs from base 156 to 413 and encodes 85 amino acids. Gene Ontology annotation, cellular component: nucleus. The record is from RefSeq and is a predicted model, not a curated record. Gene Ontology annotation, biological process: positive regulation of DNA-templated transcription. Gene Ontology annotation, molecular function: DNA-binding transcription factor activity, RNA polymerase II-specific; sequence-specific DNA binding. NCBI's taxonomy places the organism in Eukaryota, Viridiplantae, Streptophyta, Magnoliopsida, Poales, Poaceae.